This is a messenger RNA of Scheffersomyces stipitis CBS 6054, 811 nucleotides long. It is a transcript of the gene HPT1, whose product is annotated as hypoxanthine phosphoribosyltransferase. The record is from RefSeq and is a predicted model, not a curated record. Bases 57 to 710 code for a protein of 217 amino acids. Gene Ontology annotation, cellular component: cytoplasm. NCBI's taxonomy places the organism in Eukaryota, Fungi, Ascomycota, Pichiomycetes, Serinales, Debaryomycetaceae. Gene Ontology annotation, biological process: GMP salvage; hypoxanthine metabolic process; IMP salvage. Gene Ontology annotation, molecular function: hypoxanthine phosphoribosyltransferase activity. The transcript has a single exon.
CAUUUUCUCCCCCUUUAGUCUUUCGACUUCUAGAAACACAAUCGAUACCCGCUAAAAUGGACGCCGCCGACGUGGAAGCCUCCAAAAUGUACAUUUCGUACAACAAUGUGCACCAGCUCUGUCAAGAGAUUCUGGACAAAAUCAAGGCUUUCAAGCCAGACUUGAUCAUUGCCAUUGGUGGAGGCGGUUUCAUCCCCGCUAGAAUGUUGCGUUCUUUCUUGAAGGAACCCGGUCAACCUAAUGUGAGAAUCAUGGCUAUCAUUUUAUCACUCUAUGAACACGUGGAUGCCAUUGGCAACCAGGUAGAACAGAUUGGUACGGAAGUGGUCAGAACCCAGUGGAUCGACUACAACCAGUCCAAGAUCGACUUGGUAGGCAAGAACGUCUUGAUCAUCGACGAAGUAGACGACACCAGAACGACGUUGCACUAUGCAGUUUCCGAAUUAAAGAAGGACGUCGCCGAACAGGCAAAGGCUAAGGGUGCUGAUCCUAACGACACUACCUUUGGUAUCUUUGUCUUGCACGACAAGCAGAAGCCAAAGAGAGCCGAUUUACCAGAAGAUAUCAUGAACGGCCACUACUACGCUGCCAGACUGGUCCCAGACGUGUGGAUCGCCUACCCAUGGGAAUCCACUGAUAUUGUGUACCACACCAAGAGAGCUAUGGAACAAGACAAUGAUGUCUUCUUGCCCUCUACCACUGACGUCUGAGCUCGCAAAGUUGAAUCUGAAGCUAUACAUAUACACCUCAUAGUUUGCUUUGUGAAACUGUGUACAUUAGACAUAGAGCCAUUCUAAUACAUAUGACUUGC